GCUUCAUGUUUGUCGGAACUCGGAAGGAGGAUCCAAAACAAACAAAGCAACUGCAACCACGUGUGAAGUGUGAAUUAUCAGAAAUCAGAAAGGGUUUGGAAAAUUUUCAAACCCAAGAAACCUCAGUCGCAAAAAAGGGCGAACAUUUACUGAAACGUUCAUUCUACUAAUUGUAAAAUGAAUUUUGUAUCUUGUGUGUCGUGGGUCAAGAAAGGAGCUGCCAAAAGUCUGCCCGACAAGAUCAAGCUAAAUGACGAUGAACUAAAAGAGAUUGUCCAAGAGGCAACGUCCAAUCUGGAUGAUGAGGAUGAUGAGUCUGGAGAGGAGAAUGAAGUUGUCAAUAGUUCCAACAAUUCUGCAAACCCCACAAGCGAUGAAUUCAAUUUUGGUGACUACGACGGGGAGUCUUUUCAAUCAAAUGCUCUUUCACUGGGAGGACUUGCUGUUUUUGAAACUCCGAGGGGCGAACCAGAGGUUCGAAUAGUUGACGAAGCUGACAGUGACGAGGAGGACUUUGAAAUUAAACCAGAAGACAAUCUGAUCAUUUGCGGACAUGUAGAGGACGAUCAAAGCACCAUGGAUGUUUAUGUUUACAAUGAGGAUGAGGGCUACCUCUAUGUGCACCACGACAUAAUUCUUCCAACGAUGCCUCUGUGUUACGAGUGGCUCAAUCAUGAACCAGAUGGUUCAGUAACCAAUCUUAUUGCUGUUGGAACAAUGUCCCCUGUGAUUGAGGUGUGGGACCUGGAUAUUGUUGAUAGUCUCGAGCCCUCCUUCAGAUUAGGCAAAAAGGCGAGCAAGAAGAAGAAGAUUGAAGGUGUAGGGCACAAAAAGUCUGUGCUCUGCAUGGCGUGGAACAAGCAUUUGAGCCACAUUUUGGCAAGUGGGUCUGCAGACAAAAGCAUAAUUUUGUGGGAUUUGGACAACGCUACCCCAUCCACAAAGUAUUCCUAUUUUGGUGCCGAAGUGCAGUCAAUUCAGUGGCACCCAAAACAGCCCCACGGACUUUUGACUGGCAGCUGUGACAAGACUGUUCGUCUGUUUGAUUGUCGGACAGACAGCAUUUUCAAUGAGUGGAAUCUGCCAGGAGAAGUUGAGAAAGUAGUUUGGAACCACUUCGAGGAGUACAAUUUUCUAGCCAGCUCCGAUUCGGGUCAUGUUUUCUAUUACGACGUUAGAAACAAAGAGCCCGUCUGGUCUCUUGAGGCCCAUUCCAAGGAGGUGACUGGUUUGUCAUUGAGUUGUUCUUGUCCUGGACUUUUGGUGACCGGCUCAAUGGAUGGAAAAAUGGCUGUCUGGGACAUGCUGACAGGAGAGCCAGAGAAAAUUGAUGAGAAGGAUAUGGGCGUUGGUGCUAUUGUGGCUCUUAGCACCUCUCCCGACUCCCCGUUUGUUGUCUGUGUUGGUGGUGAUAAGAAGGACAACAACUUCACAGUUUGGCAGAUGGAAAAUAGUGAAGCUGUACGCAGUAGAUUCUCGAACAGAGGCUUGAUUUCUUUAUCGGAAGAGUCUAUGGAAGCAGAAGAGGCAACUGAAGACAUGCAAAACAUGGAUUUGGCCAGGCCUGGUCCGUCAGUUGAAAAGAAGAAGAAAAAGAAGGCAAAUAAGUAAUUGGGAAGGUAUUUUGGUAAUAAAAUCAACCAAAAAUUAAUAU
This is a messenger RNA of Neocloeon triangulifer, 1654 nucleotides long. It is a transcript of the gene nclb, whose product is annotated as periodic tryptophan protein 1 homolog. Gene Ontology annotation, biological process: rRNA processing. NCBI's taxonomy places the organism in Eukaryota, Metazoa, Arthropoda, Insecta, Ephemeroptera, Baetidae. The record is from RefSeq and is a predicted model, not a curated record. The transcript is spliced from 10 exons. Bases 178 to 1611 code for a protein of 477 amino acids. Gene Ontology annotation, cellular component: nucleus. Gene Ontology annotation, molecular function: protein binding.